This is a messenger RNA of Impatiens glandulifera, 1093 nucleotides long. RefSeq lists its product as uncharacterized. The transcript is spliced from 6 exons. Bases 1 to 1014 code for a protein of 337 amino acids. Lineage: Eukaryota; Viridiplantae; Streptophyta; Magnoliopsida; Ericales; Balsaminaceae. The record is from RefSeq and is a predicted model, not a curated record. Gene Ontology annotation, molecular function: cysteine-type endopeptidase inhibitor activity.
AUGUACACGACAUCGACGUUAGGACUUCAAACAUUAAUUGUCGGAGGAAGAACUGUCAGCCAGUUCUUGAAAGACGUUCCAGGAGCCUGUUUCGGUUCGGCAUCUGCAGAGGAGCAUUUCUUGCUUCCUCUAUUCCUCAUUCUCGCCUCUCGAAAUAAUCUCCAAAGGUUUUCAUUGCAUCGACGAGCUUCUAUAGCGUUGAAUUUCGGACUUCUAGAGCGACAACAAAGUUAUGGCGAGGUGUCGUCGGAGAAGAUGAUAUCCAGAUUGGAAAGAAUAAAGCGCUCUUAUGUUUUGCGACUUUGGAAUCCAGUUUUCGAUAAACGACAAGAUGAUGAGAUUAAGCAGGAUUCUGAGGUGAUUGUAACUGUCGUUGUCGAAGAUUCCCUACACGACGUCGGGAAGGAGCGGCUACGGGCGGAGAUGUUGAUGAUACGCAACAGUAAUCAAUCUUUCUUCUUCCUAAAUUUCUUGCUCCUAGUAAUCUUCACCACCAGUUGCAGCACUAUGUCGACUCUUCUCGGUGGUCUACGUGAUUCUCAUACAUCAGAACAGAACAGCGCCGAGAUCGACGAACUUGCCCGCUUUGCCGUCGACGACCACAACAAGAAGCAGAAUUCGUUGCUUGAGUUUGUAAAGGUGGUGAAAGCACAAGAACAGGUUGUUGUUGGGACUUUGCAUCCAAGGCCGGAGCCACGUACCGAGGCCCAAGCAAAAAAAAAAUCAUGCAUUCGCCAUUGUUUGCAUCAUCUUACUAUUGAAGCCAUAGAUGGAGGCAAUAAGAAACUAUAUGAUACAAAGAUAUGGGUAAAGCCAUGGAUGAACUUCAAGGAAGUGCAAGAGUUCAAACAUGCCGGCUCUGGUGCUUCUUCAUUGACUUCAUCAUAUCUUUGUGUUAAAAAAGAUGGACAUGCUCCAGGAUUUCAAGUGGAUGCUGCAAAGCAUAUUCCAGCUCCAGAGCUUCCAACUACUGCUUCAAGGUUUUGGGAAACGCUUUGGGACGAUUUGGGAUGAUGAUGAAUGACAGUUUUAGAGGUUGGUUGAGAGAGACUUCGUUCGAUUGGGGAAGGCGGAGAGAUGUAAUGUAAAAGGU